AUGGACACACCAACCGAGUGGAAAUACCCACCAUUUGUCUGGAUUACGAGCGUUGAAAGUUUACCAAACCCAGAACUGCAAGCUGCAUCCAACAGCACUGAAAUUGGAAACACAGAGACCAUUACCUGCUUCUCCAGAAACGGAUCUCUGCCCAUUAAUUACACCUUGUUCCACAAUGAAAGAAGUAAAGGAACAGUGACUGUGUCCAAGAAGACAGGGGCCACAUUCAACAUCACCAUCUAUAAUGAGACAAGUCUCGGAUCUUAUAAAUGCAAAGCAAACUACGGUGUUCCAAACAGUACAUACAGUAAAGAGUUUACAUUUACACUGCAAAAAAGUUUAACAAACCCAGAACUGCAAGCUGCAUCCAACAGCACUGCAAUUGGAAACACAGAGAUCAUUACCUGCUUCUCCAGAAACGGAUCUCUGCCCAUUAAUUACACCUUGUUCCACAACAAAAAAAGUAAAGGAACAGUGACUGUGUCCAAGAAGACAGGGGCCACAUUCAACAUCACCAUCUAUAAUGAGACAAGUCUCGGACCUUAUAAAUGCAAAGCAGACUACGGUGUUCCAAACAGCACAUACAGUAAAGAGUUUACAUUUACACUACAAAGACAACUAUACCACAACCACCAACAUCAUCAUCACUAUCUGGUUUGGCUGAUCCCAAUGCUAAUACUCAUCCUAGUUUUACUACUGGCAGUGAUUUUGUUCAAACUAAUCAUAAAGCGCAGAAAAGACACAAUGGAGUGUAACAAGGGACAGGAAGUACUGUAUUCUACAGUGGAUCUGGGAGAAAGCAGUAGAGACACAUUGGAGUGUGACAAGGGACAGGAAGUACUGUAUUCUACAGUGGAUCUGGGAGAAAGCAGUAGAGACACAACUGGGUGUGACAAGGGACAGGAAGUACUGUAUUCUACAGUGGAGCUGGGAGAAGGCAGUAGAGACAGAACUCAGGAUGACAAAGGGCAAGUACUGUAUUCCACACUGGUGCAUAGAGAACAGACUAGAGGUAAUCAGGUCCAUGACAUCCACUCCUAAGGCGAGCUCUGGGAGGACAGAAACCUCCCAUAGAGCAGAAGGAUACAUGACAGAACACGAUAGAAGACCUGAGUACAACGUAAUGAAAGCAGCUUUGUCCUAGACGAAUAGUGCUCUCUCUCUCUCUCUCUCUCUCUCUCUGUAUAUAUAUAUAUAUAUAUAUAUAUAUAUAUAUAUAUAUACACACACACACACACACACACACACACACACACAGCCAUUGUCCCAAACACUGAAAUGUAAGGACUUACAGUAUGUGCUCUGAGCCGGGUGUGCUGUACUACCACAGUUUGUACUUUGCUUGUCUCCUCCCUGGCACUUUCCCUUCUUACAGUCUCACCAGUUGCUCCUGAGUCCCCACCCUGCAGCCAUCGCUGACACUCCUGGACCUCACUGUAGCAAAGGGAUAGGUUGGUGUGCAGGGGCAGGGAUGUCUUGGCACUCCAGGACCUCACCUAUUGCAGGUGGGAAGGAAGGGGGAGUGGUGUGUGUGGGAGGAGGUUAGUUGGUUAAGGUGUGGGAUCAGGCAUCAGGGCGCUCCUGGAUCUCACCUAUAGUGGUGGGGAAGGAAGGGGGUUGGUAUGACCAGCGGGAGCCAGGUAGCAUGGCUGUCAGGGUGCGGGUGCACUGCCAGCAAAUUCCACCUCUCCUUUCGCUGAGAUACUGUGUAAGUUGCUAGCGCACAGUGAUGGAAGUGCACCAGAGGUAAUGGAAAAGGUUAGGAACCAGGUGCCCCCUUCAGAACUUAAGCCUGAUGGCGACUGAUUCCAUGGUCUCCGAUACUUCUGCCACUGAGUGACAGUGGGGUGUCCAUUAACUUUUUUCCAAGGGCAGCAUUAAGUAGAGAAAGAGGUUUGAAUUACACUACGUUAUUAGGUUCAUUAUAUUAAUUUUAAUAUUUUAAAACAAAUAUAUACAUAUCUAGCAUUUUGACCAAAUCCAAGACAUAUUCUAAAUUCCACUGGGCUUUGAACACAUAACCUGCUGCUAGGCAUUUGGCCCAUAGACUGAGUACUGAACCUCAUGCAACACCAAAUGCUGUGCCAAUAUAACAUCGCUCCAGCAUUUCCCAUAUUUCAAAGAACAUCACCAGCGUUUGCGUUUCCGCGAAUCCAGGAAGUUAUAUCCCUUUGAGACCGCGUAAGGAGGGUCGCACACGAGAGCCGCACAGGGUUGCACACGGGAGCCGUACAUGGUUGCUUCCCAGGUGCGACUCGCCUAAGCCCCUAUUUGCUGCUGUCCCCAACCCGGCAUAUUGCUGGGUUGGUGACGUCAGCGGCGACUUGGGCAGGGGCGGUGUUUCCUGUACCUAUAGUGUUAACGGGAAACAGGUCGCAUCGACCCGGCAUUCCCGUUCACACAGCACCGCAAGCCGGGUUGAAAUACUGGGUCGACCAGAUUAUUCCAACUGGUCCUUUUCAGACUGCACAGCAACACAGGUUAUGUGCGCUCAUGUGCAAUAACCUGUGUUAAAAACUGACGGUCUGAAAGGGGUAUUAUUGAAUUUUUCAAUUUGCACUAGGACCAAAGAAGGGGCCUAUAAACAAUCUAUGGUAUCUUUGUCAAGCUUGUUCCCUCCUCCACAAUACUUCCUUCCUUUUACUAACACACCUAUCUUCCCUAUACUUAUAUACUAUAUAUCGUACACCUGGACGUUUAUUGUAAGUUUUACUGUACUUCAUGUGGUUAUUACAGCUGGUUAUAGCUUGACUACUGCGUUAUCAUGUUACUACCUUAGCCACUUUUUUCUUAAUGUUCGCCUCUCAGAAUUUGACAGGUCUUCCCCGUCCCCCAACCCUUUUUCUAUUUCUGGACCUGCUUUAUUCCUAAAAAUGUUAAUAAAAUUUGUAUUAGAAAAAAUGGAAACUCGGGAUCUCUACAUAAACUGAAAUUAUAUCCGCAUUUCAAAUAUAUUACAGUAAUAUUUAUUCAUCUACUUUCUAUGAUCCAAAUGCCGAUAACUGAUCAAGAGAUUGUAAGUUUGUGAGCAGGGCCUUCCUACCUCUAUGACUGUUUGUUGUUACCUAGUUUUGUUUUAUCAUUGUUUCCAAUUGUAAAGCGCAAUGGAAUAUACUGAUCUAUAUA
Messenger RNA from Pseudophryne corroboree (corroboree frog), 3126 nucleotides. RefSeq names its product mast cell immunoglobulin like receptor 1 (gene MILR1). The coding region runs from base 1 to 1041 and encodes 346 amino acids. The record is from RefSeq and is a predicted model, not a curated record. NCBI's taxonomy places the organism in Eukaryota, Metazoa, Chordata, Amphibia, Anura, Myobatrachidae. The transcript has 9 exons.